GUUCAAUACGUGUAUGUUAUGCAACAUAUGUACAGCUUCAUAAAUCGGUUGGAAGGUUACAAAUGUUAAAAUAUAUUAAACCAAUCGCUAGUAUGUGUGCUGCACAUGACGAAGAUUUCUGUCCCUCUCAUCAGCACCGUAAAUGCUUCCUCUUUAAGGUAGGGGCAGGAGAAAGUCGCAUUAGAAUUAAACUCCAUACACCACAUAAGCACUCGCCCGGGUGGUAACAGGGGAGUAUACGUCUAUACAUAUAAAAACAACAAUGACGGACACACAGCUAGAGGGUAAGUUGUUUAAAAUGGAUUCCGCAGCGAAAGCCGCCAGUUGCUCGUCCUUCCGAGGCUGGCGAUUGGCUGACAUCACCCCUGACGUCACGGUCCGGCUGUAACAAAGUCUCCCGCUUAUUGCCUUAUGACUAUGUCAAUCAAAGUGGCUCACGCCCACUUACAUUGCAGCAUGGGCUAAUGGUUAUAAUGUAAGAAAAUACAGAUACUGUAACGAAAAAAGACGUUUUCGGAGGAAGAGGAAAAAAGACAUCGCACUCCAGUGAUAAAUGGCAAAGGGGGGGCUGUGGUAAUUUUGGAAACAUGCUGACUGACCACCCUGAGGUAGCAUAUAUUUUCCAGCUGUGACGCAUUUAGACCGAAACAUCUGGAUGUCUUUGCAUGACCCUCCACAUCCGGACGUCUUUGCAUGACCCUCCACAUCCGGACGUCUUUGCACGACCCUCCACAUCCGGACGUCUUUGUAUGACCCUCCACAUCCGGACGUCUUUGCAUGACCCUCCACAUCUGGCCACAGAAUGAUCUGCAGCUUCACCACCUUCUGUGGUUUUUCAAGAUAAAGACUUUUCAGCUGCAAAUGUUUUCUCUGACGCGCGAUGCCGAUUGUGGACAAGCUGAAGGAGGCCCUGAAGCCGGGCCGCAAGGACUCGGCGGAGGAGCCGGGGGACCUGCACAGGCUGCUCACCCACUCAGCCCGGAAGGUGCUGCUGCAGAAGAUCGAGUUCGAGCCGGCCAGCAAGGCUCUCUCUGGCCAGUUGGAGGCACUCAGGAGCAAAUACGUCAUCCUAAACCCUAACCCUCUGCUCAGAAUCGAGGGCGCCGUGGGACAGAAGGCCUUAGAGUCCGGCCUGAUCAAGAAGCAGGUCCCCGAGAGCGCUGGCGAGAGCCAGGGCGAUGGGAUCCCAGCCCCGCAGAAGGUGCUUUUCCUGGGCCACAAACUGUCCAUGCGAUGGGAACGAGUGUACAGGGUGGGGGCCGGCCUCCACAACCUGGGCAACACCUGCUUCCUCAACUCCACGGUGCAGUGCCUGGCCUACACACCACCGCUCGCCAACUACCUGCUCUCCAAGGAGCACAGCCGUGCCUGUCACCAGUCUGGCUUCUGCAUGAUCUGCGUGAUGCAGAACCACAUCAUCCAGGCCUUUGCCAACACGGGCAACACCAUCAAGCCUGUGUCCUUCAUCCGGGACCUGAAAAAAAUCGCCCGUCAUUUUCGCUUUGGCAGUCAGGAAGACGCCCAUGAGUUCUUGCGCUACACCAUCGACGCCAUGCAGAAAGCCUGCCUGAGCGGAUAUGGAAGGUUAGACAGGCAGACUCAGGCUACUACGCUGGUCCAUCAGAUCUUUGGAGGCUACCUCAGGUCACGAGUCAAGUGCUCAGUUUGUAAAAGUGUGUCGGACACCUAUGACCCUUACCUCGACAUCGCAGUGGAGAUCCGGCAAGCUGCAAACAUCGUGCGAGCUUUGGAGCUGUUCGUGAAACCGGAUGUCCUGAGUGGGGAGAACGCAUACAUGUGUGCCCAAUGCAAGAAGAAGGUGCCUGCGACCAAGCGCUUCUCCAUCCAUCGCACCUCCAACGUGCUAACCCUCUCCCUCAAGAGGUUCGCCAACUUCAGCGGCGGCAAGAUAACCAAGGAUGUCGGCUACCCUGAGUUCCUGAACAUCAGGCCCUACAUGUCUCAAAGCUCAGGUGAUCCUGUCAUGUACGGCCUCUACGCGGUCCUGGUGCAUUCUGGGUACAGCUGUCAUGCCGGACACUACUACUGCUAUGUCAAGGCCAGCAGUGGGCAGUGGUACCAGAUGAACGACUCGGCAGUACAUCCCAGCAGCAUCAAGGCCGUCCUGCAGCAGCAGGCCUACGUGCUCUUUUACCUGAGAAUUCCUGAAGCCAAGAAGACGGUGGAUGGUCUUGGGGUGAAGCAGGCAGCAAUGCAUUCUGGGAAGAGCAGCCUUACCCCCGAACAGCUGAAGAAAACCGUCGUCAAUGGACCCCUGUCAUCCCCUCAGGUGACCAAGAAGCAGCUGGAGUCCUCACAGCUCCGAAAGGUUCAGUCUCUGGAUGGUGUAGGCGGGAUUGCCAUGGCAACACCCAGGAAAGGUCCCCUCGGCCAGUCGCCCACACCCAUUGGCUCCACCAAACAGCCAGGUGGCUCCCCAUUGGCUGAGGAGCUCCUGAAGAAGGUGAAGAAGCCUCUGGGUCAGCGGCAGGCAUCCGAGAGGCCCCCGGGCCCCCCCCAUGGGCCGGGCCGGGUGGAAGGCAGGUGUCUGGCCACCUCAGCCUCCAUGAAGUCUCUCUCAGAUUCCUCCACCUCUUCCUCUACUUCCACCUCCUCUUCUGCCAACUCCUCUGAGUCAAAGGAGUCCGUCAGCAGGGCGGCGCCGCGGCGCAGGGAUUCGCUCUGCCCACGAAGCGCGAGCUCCUCCAGGGGUGGGUCCUCGUCCUCCAGCUCCGACGAGCAGCCCCCCCUCCCGCAGAAUGGCACGGAACCUGGCAGGGCCCCGGCGGAGGGCCCGGCGACUCCGAAACUGAAACCACGGGCCCUCACCAAUGUGGCUUCCGAGGUCACCAGUGCCAUGUCUCCCCCACCCGCCAAGAAGCUGGCCCUGUCUGCCAAGAAGGCCAAGAGCAGUCGGGGUCCUGCCAGCAGUGAGGACCUGCCCCCCCCUCUCUGCCCCCCAUCCAGUGACCCCACACAUCCAGCUCAACUGUACCUUUUGAACUUUGACUUUCUCACCCACAGGACCAGGACCGUCCCCUUCCUUUGGCGUUCCUCCACCGUGCACGGCCAAACCCACGCGCCGAGCUCUGGUCACCAGGCGCCGACCCCCCCAGCCCGCAUCCACAUUACCGCCACGCCCCCACUCUGCGGCCAAAAGGGUCCCUCUGCAGCAACAGCCAGGCUCCUCAGAACCAAGCUAGCCCUGGGGAUCAGUGACCUCCGCGGGUCCAUCCACCCAGACGCCGCUGAAGCCCCCAGCUCAAAGUCAAGAAAAAGAUGAGGAUGAGGAUGGACGACUAAAUAGACCAAGGAGCACUGGCUGCCCCCCCUCAUUCAUAAAUCCUUAAAAGGAAGAGAACCGGUGGCUCGGUUACAUGAACCAGAGUGUCAGUAGCUUCACAGCACAUGGUGAUGCAGACCACAGUCAAUGAGGCCAGAUGAGAUCUGUGCAGGCAGGGUGGUCACGCAGUGGUGGGUCUUACUCGGAGCCACAGGGGAGUAGCUUCUUAUUUUCAUUAAAGGAAAGUGAAAGUGAAAGUAAUACAAAACAGAGAGGAACAUGAUACCAAACGUUGGAUACUCUCUCUGGUCCAGGAAGUUCCAGCUCCCCAUCUCCCUUCUCCCUUUCAUUUACUCUAAAUGGUUAUUAACCGUUUGGCUUUUCAACACCAAUGACACACAACUGGAGUAAAAAUGUCGACAAUCCACAAUGACCCCAGAAUCUGAAGAUCAGGUGAGAUCCCCACCACACCUGGGAGAAAUUCCAAGAUCCCUCCUGGUCCUCCUUUGGGAAUGUCAGAUGGAUUGGUAACUCAGGCAACUCAAGAAGGAAUAUGGGAAGGGGGGGGGGGGGCUGGAGAGAAAACAAUAAACCAAGCAUUGGGGAAUGUUCCUGUGGUGGGCUUCUGUGGGGGUGAUGCGGCCUAGGGCCCUGCCACCCAGGCAUGGACAUCUGUAACGGUGACGGGGCCAAAAUGCAAACUGUAGACCUCCAGAAGGUCCUGAGGGGCAGUGUACAAAGCAGACCUCAUCACCAUCCCUCCCCAGAUCUGAAGACGCGUAACUUAAGUCAUUUUCACCUCCCUGAGCUGCAUGCAGACGGAGGCCCCGCGUUGGUUUGUUUUGGAAACAGUUCCUUCCGGAGACACCGUGGACCAGCAGAGACGACGUGGAUGAUGCGAAUGACAAACGCUGUCGCGGCUCUUAAGGUUUCCCAGCAAAACCCCCCCGAUAUACCAUGUCUCAGUGUGUUUCGGUCAGGACCAAUAUGUCAGGAAAGCAAAUCAGCAUUAUCCUCCUUGCGCUUAACGCUGUGGCCAGCUGGCUCCUACACUAAUAUUUUAUAUUUUUAGCUUAGAGCUUGCAGGAUGCGACCCAUAUUUCAUCAGAGCCAGAGAGAAAAACAUAUUCUAGGCUAUGCUGCGCACAAACAUAAUCAUUCAAAUGCAAUUUGACUAUUAGUUCCAGCUCAAAAUGCACAACAUUGACAGAAAGAUCAGCCAGUCGUGGCUGAGGAGCAUAAACUCCCACAAUCCACCAUGUUUCAGAAUGUGACUUAAUGUCACGUAUUCUGUACAAAGAUUCACCUUUUUAUGCAUUUCAGUUCUAGAAGACAUUCCGUUCACUUUUCAGGGCUUUGCAGCUCUCAGUGACAGAUGAAGCACUUUUCUCUGAUUUAGCUCGUGCUGUGUGCCGUUGACGCCUAUGCAGUCUGGUCAGGGCUGGGUCUCUCUCAUCCAUCCAGGCUCCAUUUCCUGUGUCAGGCAGGAAGUAGGUGUGGGUGUGUGUAAGGUGGAACGCUGCGAGUGUCACGCUCGUUACAGCCUUCCCACCACAUAAAAGGGAGACAGCGUUUGGUACUUGUUCAAGAAGAUAAGUCAAAAACUAUUUUUACGAUAAAAUCAUAAAUGUAGGUGGUUCGUUUUCCGCUAAGAAAGCACAUCACCAAGCCUCCGAAUAUUAGUGUUGAACUCAAAAAUAGAAAUUAAUCAAUAAACUAAAACAAAAUAAAAGCUGGGUUUCUUUGUGAGGGGAGCAAGUUUGUUGGUUUCUCUUGCUGGGUCCGAACGGAAUAUUGACUUUGAAGUUCUUCCCCAGGUUUUAUGUAACUUGUCAUACAUUGUUGCAGAUGCCUGCAUGCAGCGUUGCCAAGGUAACCCUGUAGUCUGACAACAAUCUACCUCUCGUUGAGUCGCCCCGGUGGCCAGAUCCCUAUGCUGAGACCUUCACCUCUAUCUGUCUGCGUAGCUGUAGACCCCUUGCAGCCCUUAUAUGUAGCUUCUGACUGGAAGUUCCUGACAGCCUGCCUCAUGUAUUCCGCUUCAUUGCCACUUAGACCCCAGUGUAAUCUAGACGUAGAUGUACUGUUUGACUGGCAAUUUCCCAGAAUAGUCCAUCUGCCUGUUGGUCCCUGGUCUAGCUGAACUUGAAGAGUCGUUAGUUGCUUUUACGUCCUACACCUGAGCCGACACAGAGCUUGACGUGUCCUGGAAGACAGAUGUGCGGGUUUCUUAUGAGAUACAUAGCAGUGGCCAGAAUUGUGGAAACACCUAGCAUUUUCGGCAUUACACUUUAAAAAUUAGUACACAAAUAUUUCCAGUAAUGUUUAUAAACAAUCAAAGAAUGCUACAAAGAUCAUGCAUUGGAAAAUUAAGUAAGUAACUGGAGCAACAGCUCAGUAGAAUUCUGUAGAUCAUGUUACCAGGGACUAUGCUGUGAAAAGCAGGCUUCUGAAUAUUCUAUUAGCGAUUACCCUGCAUACAGAAUGACUGAUUUCAAGAAUGAUGCUUAUGGAUUGGUUGGCUUAUGACGUCACCAGAAAGCCGUACCUGGGAUCAUCGUCUUCUUCCAGCUAGUAUUUGGGCUGUAAUUCCGUAAUUGUAAAACUGUAAGUGACUUUGUGCUAGAAUUUGCUGCCUUACACAGGUGUGCUCAAGUCUUUCCCCGAGGGAGGGGGUGAUUUCUCUGGACCUUACCUUAACGUAUGCUUGCUUAAAGGCACGCCAAGUGCCCAGUAUAAAUACUCUAUGCAAUCGUGGGCUUUAAGUCUGGCGCGUCUGGCCCAGAUCUGCAUCAGAUCUUCAGAAAUCGCCCCCCGGCCGUCCCUCCUCCUCCCCCUCCUCCUUCGUUGAUCUUUCUGUACAAAGAGCUGAAUGUCUUUAACACUACGCGUCGUGCAUCCACCCCAGUAGGUAAUGAAAAAGUACGAAUCUCUUAAAUGUACGUAACGUAAGCAAACAGGAGCCGUAGCAGAAAAUUAGGGUACGGACACAGACGGACUGCAUCUAUAUUAGGAGUAAUGACAGAAAACGCUUAGUCACCGUAGAAAACACAGAUAGUGUCCUGUACCAACCUCCUGACUUUGUCUUCGGAGUGACUCCGGUUUUAAUGAGUAGCGUGAUAGUCGAUGAACUUCCAGACAAGUCAAGGAACUGCAUCAACAGGGUCUUUGUUGUGUGUGUCGUGUCUGUAACAGAGUGUGCAGAUAAUUUGUGCAAAAUCAGACUGAGAAUAUCAGUAUUUUAAUAUGGAAUAUAUAGACAUUUUUAAAACGCAGAACUUAGGCUAAAUGACCCGUGAGUCAUGACAGAAUUUAGCGUUGUGUUACCCUUUUUUCAGCAAAUGGUAACUUGUUCUUCUGAUAGUGACUUGUAUAAAGAAAUGAAAAAAUGAAUAAAGAAUUAUUAUAUCAACCGGU
Molecule: messenger RNA, 6700 nt
Organism: Paramormyrops kingsleyae
Lineage: Eukaryota; Metazoa; Chordata; Actinopteri; Osteoglossiformes; Mormyridae
Product: ubiquitin carboxyl-terminal hydrolase 36
Biological process (GO): regulation of apoptotic process; protein deubiquitination
Cellular component (GO): nucleus; cytosol
Molecular function (GO): cysteine-type deubiquitinase activity
Source: RefSeq, a predicted model, not a curated record